Pseudophryne corroboree (corroboree frog) is the source of this 933-nucleotide messenger RNA. RefSeq names its product olfactory receptor 6N2-like. Gene Ontology annotation, cellular component: membrane. The coding region runs from base 7 to 933 and encodes 308 amino acids. The record is from RefSeq and is a predicted model, not a curated record. The transcript has a single exon. Gene Ontology annotation, biological process: G protein-coupled receptor signaling pathway. Gene Ontology annotation, molecular function: olfactory receptor activity; G protein-coupled receptor activity. Lineage: Eukaryota; Metazoa; Chordata; Amphibia; Anura; Myobatrachidae.
AGAAUUAUGUCCUUUUCAAACCAUUCUCUUGUCACUCAAUUCAUCAUUAUAGGUUUUCCUGAUACCAAUGGUGCACAAGGUCUGUUCUUUGUCCUUUUGAGCAUAAUCUAUGUCUUCACAAUUAGCGGUAAUGCUACAGUAAUCACUCUCAUCUGCAGUUAUCAUCAACUCCAUGUUCCCCUCUACCUUUUUGUAGCUAUACUUUCCUUCCUGGAGAUAUGGUACACAGCCGUUACUAUUCCCAAAAUGCUGACAAAUUUGUUGAAUGAGAAGUUGAUCUCCUAUAUUGGCUGUAUGCUGCAAAUCUAUUUUCUUCAUUGUUUAGGUAUCACAGAAACCUUUCUUCUUACAGCAAUGGCCUUUGACCGCUAUAUAGCCAUAUGCAAUCCACUAAGGUACCCAACCAUAAUGACUAUUCCAUGCUGUUUUAAGCUGGUGGCUUGUUGCUGGGUCAUAGGAUUUCUUGGACCCUUAACCCAAAUCAUUUUGCUGUCUCACCUUUCCUUCUGUGGUUCAAACAAAGUUGAGCAUAUCUUCUGUGACUUUAUUCCACUGAUGAACUUGGCAUGUUCUGACACUUCACUCAAUGUCACAGUGGAUUUUGCCAUCAACUCAUUCCUUCUGUUCCUUGCCUUCACCUGCAUUAUCCUGUCCUACAUCAAAAUCAUUUUUGCAGUGUUACAAAUAAGAACUGCUGAGGGCAGGAGUAAGGCUUUUUCCACUUGUGGCGCUCAUCUCACUGUGGUCUUACUUUUCUUUGGUAGUGUGGGUUUUAUGUACGUUAGACUGACCAAACAGAGCUCUGUCAACUAUGACCGUGUGAUGGCUGUAAUUUACUCUGUCCUAACACCAAUGUGUAAUCCAAUCAUAUACAGCCUGCGGAAUAGAGAAAUAAGGGAAAUACUCAGGAGAAGAUUAACUGCUUUAUUUUAG